Molecule: messenger RNA, 1092 nt
Organism: Pocillopora damicornis (cauliflower coral)
Lineage: Eukaryota; Metazoa; Cnidaria; Anthozoa; Scleractinia; Pocilloporidae
Source: RefSeq, a predicted model, not a curated record
AUGGAUUUGAAAGCUUCUAAUCUGUUUUCCAAUGAGCGGAAAAGAGUAAAUGUUACUUGUGUUAAAGACGAGAUGUUCAUCAGCAUUCCAAAGAAAUUUCUUCCGGGCAUAAGAGUGGAUCAUCUCCGUCUCAGUGAUAUGAAUUGUGGAGCCACAGAGACCCAAACUCACUUCAUUCUUCGCACAGAACUAAAGGAAUGCCACACAACGAGCAGGGAUACCAAGAAUUCUUUCUGUUACAGAAACAAGGUGUUGAAGAUAUCUGUCGAACACCAACCGAUAAUCACGCGUGUGCGCGAAGUUGAAAUACCCUUCAGCUGUUGCUACUCAAACACCGGUAUCGUUUCCUCUGUUGCUCUCAAAGUCGAAAGUAAAAAGAUCGUUCUCUCCAAAGAUGGAUUUGGAGAAUUUGCUUUAGAAAUGAAGACCUUCCCCGAUAACAGGUAUAUCGACAAUUACAAAAGCGAAGACUUUCCAGUGACUGUACCUUCGGGAAAAAUUCUGUACGUGGAAGUCAACGUGGAUACAGAAGACUUGAAGCUCGAGAUUUUGGCCGAAACAUGUUUUGGCACACCUGAUCCUAAUCCUAUUAAACCUGGAUUAAAAUACUUGUUCAUCAGCGAUGGUUGUGCUGUAGACGAUACCUUGAAGUUCCUUCCAUCAAAUGAUGAAAGAAGUCAGAGGUUUAGCCUGGCGGCGUUCAAGUUCUUGGGUGAUCAUCAGUUUGCGUACUUGCACUGCAAGGUCAAGAUCUGUAACGCAACAGACCCUAAGUCACGCUGCGCAAAGGGCUGUUUGCGUGAAGCGAGAAGGAAGAGAUCGCUGAAUACUCGGGAGACGAAUGACGAGGAGUAUAUCCUGGCUCAGGGACCAUUCGUACGUGCAGAAGAUGAUGACGAUGAAACGGAGUCCGACAAGCCAAUAGAGAUCACCGAAGUUCAAAGUAGUGGUCCAUACAGCACUCUCGUUGCUGCUGUAGUUGUUGUUUCUGUGGUUUUUUGUGUCACUUGUGGGUCGAUCCUCGCCUGGAAGAAGAAAAAGCGCAGUGCUGUUCGCAGUUACCAGCUUUAUACUGCUCCUUCUGGAAACUAG